CAUCCGAUCCCCAAACCCUAUUUCUCGUACUCCCAUCGCAACACGACCUUUUACUUUUUCAGCAUCACGCACUUCAACUUUAUGAUUUUGUUCAUUACCUUACCCUAAUUUUGAUCUCACAAACUUAGAUAUCAAUUACAACCAUCUCAAUUCUUCAUGGCAUAUUAACGUUUAUCAACAAUACAUAGAUUGUGUUAUAGGAUUGAAGUUUGCAAUGGAGGUUGAUCUGAAUGAAGAUUUGGAUGGAAUAAAAGAGCGACUGAGAAGGCUAGAAGGUGCAGCUUUUAGGGCAAGGCAACGUGAGAGGCGACGAGUGAGUCAUGCUCCGAUUCAGAUAGUUAACCAGGAUGGAGAAGUGGUGACAGUUGCUCAUCUUGAAGAUGGUGAUUUUGAAGGAGAAAUUAUAGAAGAGAGAGAGGGUAAAAGAAAGGGUAGUUAUUUGGUUGCUGAUGCACUGGGAUUGAGAAACAAUGAUGGUGAGGGUUUUCCUGCAAAGUUGUUUCACUGUAAUGUGUGUCUGGAGAGGGCAAAGGAUCCUGUUUUGACUUGUUGUGGUCACUUGUUUUGUUGGCCUUGCUUUCACAAGUUGCCAUUGACAUCUACUUAUCCAAAGGCAAAGGAAUGUCCAGUUUGUGAAGGAGAGGUCACAAAUGAAACUCUUACAACAAUAUAUGGCAAUUCAGAUGUCCAUGACAGUGGCAACUUUAAACUUGAUCAUGAAAUUCCUCCCAGACCCUGUUCAAGGAGAGUUGAGAGCAUUUGGCAGCAACUCAGAAAUUAUUAG
Messenger RNA from Vigna radiata var. radiata (mung bean), 784 nucleotides. RefSeq names its product E3 ubiquitin-protein ligase RNF185. Gene Ontology annotation, biological process: ubiquitin-dependent protein catabolic process. The coding region runs from base 215 to 784 and encodes 189 amino acids. Gene Ontology annotation, molecular function: ubiquitin protein ligase activity; ubiquitin-like protein conjugating enzyme binding. Gene Ontology annotation, cellular component: endoplasmic reticulum. NCBI's taxonomy places the organism in Eukaryota, Viridiplantae, Streptophyta, Magnoliopsida, Fabales, Fabaceae. The transcript is spliced from 2 exons. The record is from RefSeq and is a predicted model, not a curated record.